AUGUCCGCUGGAAUUCACCAUCCGGAAAGCUCCGUUAUGGAAACACCUCAGGCCGAUAGUCUCCAGCUACAGCACUACGGCGAUGCCCGCGACUCGCUCUCUCCGAGCCUCAACCGGGCUAGCGACACUCACCCGUUGCGCGAACAGAUAAAUUGGACGCGGCAACUGGUCGUAUCGCACGGCCACCAGAAGGGUUCUACCAUCGAGAGGACGCAGUAUGAAAGCCGGUUGGCGGGAGCCAGGAGAGAGCUGGAGAUACUGCACGAACGACUCGAGUUCGAGGCAGCGAAUGGGCGGAUGUGGAGGGAGAAAUAUUGGGCUCUUGAUGAGACGGUCAAGGAAGGGAAGAUCGCUGUCGCCCCCGCUAAUAAUGGCGUGGCCGCCAUGCACGACAACGGAGAGCAGCCCAACGAAGGCCAUUGGCGCGUGCAGUACCAGAAAGAAAAGGCUGAGCGGCUGAGGUGCGAAGCCAACUGUGACGCCCUCCAGAGAGAGGUAACGGACCUCAAAUUGGAAAACGCCCGCAUGCUUGCUGCCAGCCAGCCAGAGGCAGUUGCAGCAGCAGAGGCGACAUGGCGCCCAAAGCUGGAGACAAGGGAGAGAGAACUCGACAGGUCACGAUCAAAAAUCGAGGAUGGGAACCGUGAGCUGGCAUCGGAACGGGAGAUGCAUGAAAAAGCAAAGUACGAGUGGGCAUCCCAAGAAGGUCAAUUGAAGGAUGCGCUGGACAAGAAAGACGCCGCGAUCGGCGACCUGGAGCAAGAAGCCCGUAGACUCCAGGAAGAGCUCGAAGCUGUCCGAGACGACCGGGGCUUGAGUAAGAACUCUUUAGUUGCUAAAUACCGAAAGAAGAUGGAUCAGGCAAAUAGGCAAGCCAACGACCUCAAGUUCCAACUCCGAGAAAAGCAGCUUGCGGUGGAACUGCUGGAGAUGAGGCUCUUGGAAGAGGAGGACGCGAACCAGCUCUGGAAGUACAAGUACGUGGUUGAGCAUUAG
Aspergillus versicolor CBS 583.65 is the source of this 996-nucleotide messenger RNA. RefSeq lists its product as uncharacterized. Lineage: Eukaryota; Fungi; Ascomycota; Eurotiomycetes; Eurotiales; Aspergillaceae. The record is from RefSeq and is a predicted model, not a curated record. The transcript has a single exon. The coding region runs from base 1 to 996 and encodes 331 amino acids.